AGUCCCAACUCGACGGACGGCAGCAGCGACAUGGCGUCGGAGCAGGACGUGCGCGCCCGGCUGCAGCGCGCUGGCCAGGAGCACCUCCUGCGCUUCUGGGCCGAGCUGGCGCCGGAGUCGCGAGCCGCGCUGCUGGCGGAGCUGGCGCUGCUGGAACCCGAGGCGCUGCGCGAGCACUGCCGGCGGGCGGCGGAGGCCUGCGCGCGCCCCCACGGCCCGCCGCCGGGCUUGGCCGAGCGCCUGCGGCCCCUGCCCACCGAGAGCGUGGGCAGGGCCAGCCACAGCGACCCCGAGACGCGGCGGCGCUGGGAGGAGGAAGGUUUCCGCCAGAUUGCCCUGAACAAGGUGGCCGUCCUGCUGCUGGCGGGGGGACAGGGCACUCGCCUGGGCGUGACCUACCCCAAGGGUAUGUACCGUGUGGGGCUGCCCAGCCGGAAGACCCUGUACCAGCUGCAGGCGGAGCGGAUACGGCGGGUGGAGCAGCUGGCCGGUGAGCGCCACGGGACCCGCUGCACCGUCCCCUGGUACGUCAUGACCAGCGAGUUCACUCUGGGGCCCACGGCCGAGUUCUUCAGGGAGCACAACUUCUUCCACCUGGACCCCGCCAACGUGGUCAUGUUUGAGCAGCGCCUGCUGCCUGCUGUGACCUUUGAUGGCAAGGUGAUCCUGGAGCGGAAAGACAAAGUUGCCAUGGCCCCAGACGGAAACGGGGGCCUCUACCGCGCACUGGAGGACCACAAGAUCCUGGAGGACAUGGAGCGCCGAGGAGUGGAGUUUGUGCACGUGUACUGUGUGGACAACAUCCUGGUGCGACUGGCAGACCCUGUCUUCAUCGGCUUCUGUGUGUUGCAGGGCGCAGACUGUGGCGCCAAGGUGGUGGAAAAGGCAUACCCCGAGGAGCCCGUGGGCGUGGUGUGCCAGGUGGACGGCGUCCCCCAGGUGGUGGAGUACAGCGAGAUCAGUCCUGAUACCGCACAGCUGCGUGCCUCCGACGGGGGCCUGCUGUACAAUGCAGGCAACAUCUGCAACCACUUCUUCACCCGAGGCUUCCUUAAGACGGUCACCAGGUGUGCGGCAGCGGGUGGCUGCGGAGUGCCGGCCAGUGCCGCCUGCGCUGACCGGGGACCCGUGGAGGAGUUUGAGCCUUUGCUGAAGCCACACGUGGCUGUGAAGAAAGUCCCGUAUGUGGAUGAGGAGGGGAAUCUGGUAAAGCCGCUAAAACCCAACGGGAUAAAGAUGGAGAAGUUUGUGUUUGAUGUGUUCCGGUUUGCUAAGAACUUUGCUGCCUUUGAAGUACUACGGGAGGAGGAAUUUUCCCCACUGAAGAACGCAGAGCCGGCCGACAGGGAUAGUCCCCGUACCUCCCGCCAGGCCCUGCUCGCCCAGCACUACCGGUGGGCUCUCCAGGCAGGGGCCCAUUUCCUGGAUGCCCAUGGGGCCUGGCUCCCAGAGCUGCCCGGCUUACCCCCAAAUGGAGACCCUCCGGCCAUCUGUGAGAUAUCGCCCUUGGUGUCUUACUCUGGAGAGGGUUUAGAAGUAUAUCUGCAAGGCCGGGAGUUCCAGUCCCCGUUCAUCUUGGAUGAGGACCAGGCCAGGGAGCUACUACAGCCGCAGGAGUCCUGACACCCCCAGACUGCCCCCAGACUGCCCCCAGACCUGCCAGCCCUGGUGUCCUGGAGCUGAGGGCUAUGGCCCCAGCCUGAGCUCUGGAUGGGAGAGCAGCCUGCCACGUGCUUCCGGUCUGCAGAACACAGAAUGAAACAUGCUGGUAGACUCCAUGAGGGCAGGGCCUCUCCUGUCGCCUCUGGAUACAAGUGGCUACAGCCUGCUGGGGGCUCUGUGGCUCCAUUCCCAGAUGUGGGGUCCAGUCGAGAGGCAGAGGGACUUGGGACCUGGGAGAAUGGGGUUGAGAGGAGGCUUCGGGUUGGGGCCCAAGGGAGGUGUGGUGUCAUCUGGGGAGAACAGGAGAGCACAUCCCUUUGGGAGCCCGCCCUGGGAGCCACCUCACCCAGUCGAGCACUGGAAGCUGCAUAAGCUACGCAGGACGUGCUUCUGCAGCCUACCGAGGCAGAACCGGAAUGAGGGGAACAAUUCCACCCAGUUGAGGGCCGCCCCCUCCUCCUCAGCAGCUGAACCAGUAAUGGGGGCAAGGCUGGGGCAUCCCAGCCCACAUACCCUGGAUGCCCAGCAAGGCCACAGAAAGGGCCCGAUGUCCGUGAUUCAGAUGGCUCUGAGAAACUUGGCCUGGACACCUGAGGCUGCGGCCGGUACUCCUGCCUUCUCCCCAUCUAUCCCCAAGGCCUCUGCCUCUCAGCUUCUUCCAUGGUCCGUUUAGGCUGCUGAAUUUUCUGUGCUUCCCCAACAACCAGUGGGAUCAAUGCUGGUGGCCUCUGUGAUGGUUGCUGACUAAUCCGGGAUUUCAUGAGUCAGAGGCACUACCCCUCGCCCCAGCUGCCUGCUGCUUCUGAUGGAUCUUCGUGCUUAGGCUGCCCACCUCUCCGAGUGAGGACUCAGCCUCCAUAUUUGGUGCCUUGGUCCCUCCCUGCACUCGGGAGUGGCUGGGACAAGCCAGCUGACCCAGGGUUCUUCCCCUGGUGACUCUCACCUGCUUUCUCAUCUCGGGGGAGGCAGUGGCACCUCCCUCUCCUUGCUGACAUGAAGAGAGCUAUGAUAUGCAACUGCUGCUAACGCAUCCUCUGCCCCCACCUCGAAACCCACAGCCCCUAGUAGAGGGCCGCUACUCAUCCCCACUGGUUUCCCAGGGGAGGGGUGUUGUCUGGAAGGGCAGGUUCAGAUGUAGCCUUCCAGAUUUAGAGGCACUGGGAGGACAGUGGCUGAGUGGAGGCACCCAGACCUGGGCAGGCAGCAGGCUCAGGCCCACACCUUGUGAUUUUUGAAACCAAAGCCUUCCCUCUCCCUGGCUCUGCCCUUCUUACUGCAAACCAUGCUGUGCCUUAGGGCCCUUCUCAUAGCUGCUCCUCAUGGCCAUGACUGGAACAGGGAUGCAACCUCUUUCUACAUAAGCAUAGUUAGCUGGGUGAAAUCUUUUUUUUUUUUUUUUUUUUGAGAUGGAGUUUCACUCUUGUUGCCCAGGCUGGAGUGAAGUGGGGUGACCUUGGCUCACUGCAACCUGUGCCUCCUGCCUCAGCCUCCCGAGUAGCCAGGACUACAGUCACCCACCACGAGGCACCAGGCACCUCUUUUAGUAGAGACGGGGUUUGACCGUGUCAGCCAGGAUGGUCUCCAUCUCCUGACCUCGUGAUCCACCCACUUCGACCUCCCAAAGUGCUGGGAUUAUAGGUGUGAGCCACCGCGCUGGGCGGGUUGCUGGCAUCUUAAUGUUCUGUAGGUGGGACAUUUCCAAUAAACACAAGGUGCUGUGAUUGA
This is a messenger RNA of Rhinopithecus roxellana (golden snub-nosed monkey), 3387 nucleotides long. It is a transcript of the gene UAP1L1, whose product is annotated as UDP-N-acetylglucosamine pyrophosphorylase 1 like 1. The coding region runs from base 31 to 1623 and encodes 530 amino acids. The record is from RefSeq and is a predicted model, not a curated record. Gene Ontology annotation, biological process: UDP-N-acetylglucosamine biosynthetic process. The transcript is spliced from 9 exons. Gene Ontology annotation, molecular function: UDP-N-acetylglucosamine diphosphorylase activity. NCBI's taxonomy places the organism in Eukaryota, Metazoa, Chordata, Mammalia, Primates, Cercopithecidae.